Tarenaya hassleriana is the source of this 1649-nucleotide messenger RNA. RefSeq names its product endoglucanase 20. Lineage: Eukaryota; Viridiplantae; Streptophyta; Magnoliopsida; Brassicales; Cleomaceae. Gene Ontology annotation, biological process: carbohydrate metabolic process. The record is from RefSeq and is a predicted model, not a curated record. Gene Ontology annotation, molecular function: hydrolase activity, hydrolyzing O-glycosyl compounds.
AAAAAAAAGAGAUUUACAUAUAUACACAUGAUGGGGAAGGUUUUUGUGAUAAUGUUAGUUGGUAUUUUCAUGGCUUGCAAAAGCAUGCAAGCUCUUGACUAUGGAGAUGCCCUAACCAAAUCCUUAUUGUUCUUUGAAGGACAACGGUCCGGUAAACUCCCGGUUAACCAAAGGGUUAAGUGGCGAGCCGAUUCUGCCCUUACCGAUGGUGAACCGGAUCAUGUGAAUUUGGUGGGAGGGUACUAUGAUGCAGGCGACAACGUAAAAUUCGUGUGGCCGAUGUCGUUUACCAUAACCUUGCUGAGUUGGGCAGGAAUCGAAUACCGGAAUGAGAUUUCAUCGGUUAACCAGCUCGGUUAUCUCCGGUCUUCCAUCAAAUGGGGAACCGAUUUCAUUCUACAAGCCCAUCACUCGUCCGCCACAUUCUACACUCAGGUGGGAGAUGGGAAUUCAGAUCAUAAUUGUUGGGAGAGACCAGAGGAUAUGGACACAUCAAGAGCUCUCUUCAAGAUCUCCAGCAGCGAGGCUGCAGCCGCUCUAGCCGCCGCCUCUAUCGUUUUCAAGCCGGUGGAUCCGAAAUAUUCUUCAAAUCUACUAAACCAUUCAAUUUCUCUAUUUGAAUUGGCUGACAAGUACAGAGGCUCGUACCAAGCCUCUUGCCCUUUCUACUGCUCAUACUCGGGCUAUCAAGAUGAGUUGCUUUGGUCGGCGGCUUGGUUAUACAAAGCAACAGGAGACAACAAGUACAUGAGUUAUGUGACAAGCAACCAAGGUUGGAGUCAGGCCGUUAAUGAGUUCAGUUGGGACAGCAAAUUCGCCGGCGCUCAAGCUUUACUCACUUCGGAAUUUUACAACGGGAAGAAGGAUUUGGGUAAAUUUAAGAACGAUUUGGAGUCAUUUGUUUGUGCAUUGAUGCCAGGGAGUAGCUCUCAACAGAUUAGACCGACUCCUGGUGGUCUUCUAUUUACUAGAGACAGUAGCAACUUGCAGUAUGUUACAACGGCUUCAACCGUGCUAUUUUAUUUCUCAAGAACUCUAACCAAAGCUCGGGUCGACUCAAUCCAAUGUGGAUCCACCCGGUUCUCCACAUCCCAAAUCAUGAAUUUCGCAAAAUCACAGGUGGAUUACAUCCUGGGAAACAAUCCUAUGAAAAUGUCAUAUAUGGUCGGAUUCGGCACAAAGUCCCCAACACAGCUUCAUCAUAGAGGAUCUUCGAUGCCAUCAGUCCAAACUCAUCAAUCAAAAAUCGGUUGCAACGACGGAUUUUCGUACUACAAUUCGAACGAACCGAACCCGAAUGAGCAUAUCGGUGCAAUCGUAGGAGGACCGGAUUCAAACGACCGGUUUAGUGACCAAAGAUCGGAUUAUUCCCAUGCGGAGCCCACUACUUAUAUCAAUGCCGGUUUCGUGAAUUCCGUCGCUGUUCUGAUCGGUCGGUGAACUGAUAACGUUUCCGGACCGGUGUUAAGUAACAGAAAAAAAAACAAUUAGAUAAACUAAAUCAAGUACGGAAAUGAAUGGCUAUAUAUAUAAUAAGAUUUGAAUAAUCUUGGCUUGAUUGCCAAUCAAGUUGUGGUGUUAUAUACUAUACAAGUUGUAAUUCAUUUCGUUUUCUAUGUAAUAUAUAUGAUUAUGAAACCUUGAGGACA